Messenger RNA from Setaria italica (foxtail millet), 2097 nucleotides. RefSeq names its product ERAD-associated E3 ubiquitin-protein ligase HRD1. The coding region runs from base 259 to 1776 and encodes 505 amino acids. The record is from RefSeq and is a predicted model, not a curated record. The transcript has 8 exons. NCBI's taxonomy places the organism in Eukaryota, Viridiplantae, Streptophyta, Magnoliopsida, Poales, Poaceae.
AUAGAUUUUAAGAGAGAAAAAAAGGAAAAUAAAAAAAGAAAAAGAGAUUCCAAACCCUCUCCUCCCAAAAUCGCAGCGUCGACCGCGGCGGCUUAUCCCCACCUUUGAUCGACUAUUUCGUCCCCAUCAAAUCCCUCGUAGAGCCGCUGACCUUCUCUGGGCGAUCCGAUCCAGUCGUGGUGCCUUGCGGUGCGGUUUUGUUUCCGAAAUUUUGUUGGGGAAUUUCUGCUGCGGGCGGCGCCGGCGCCGGAGGCGAAGAUGAUCCGUCUUCAGACGUACGCGGCGUUCAGCCUGCUGGCGACGGCGUCGGCGGUGUACUACGCCUUCAGCAGCCGGGACCAGUUCUACCCGGCGAUGGUCUACCUCUCCACCUCCAAGAUCUGCUUCGUGCUGCUCCUCAACACGGGCCUCGUCGCCAUGUGCGUCGCCUGGCAGCUCGUCAAGCGCAUCUUCCUGGGGUCGCUCCGGGAGGCCGAGGUCGAGCGCCUCAACGAGCAGUCCUGGCGGGAGGUCGUCGAGAUCCUCUUCGCGGUCACCAUCUUCCGCCAGGACUUCUCCGUCUCCUUCCUCGCCAUGGUCGCCGCGCUGCUCCUCGUUAAGGCGCUGCACUGGCUGGCAGGGAAGAGGGUCGAGUACAUCGAAACCACGCCUUCCGUGCCCACGCUAUCGCACAUCAGGAUCGUCUCCUUCAUGGCGUUCCUGCUCAUUGUCGACUGCCUCUUCCUGUCCAACUCGCUCAGGUCGCUCAUACAGAAGCGGGAGGCGUCAGUUGCCAUCUUCUUCUCCUUUGAGUAUAUGAUACUAGCAACAUCCACUGUGUCAACGUUUGUGAAGUAUGUAUUCUAUGUCAGUGACAUGCUAAUGGAAGGUCAAUGGGAGAAGAAAGCAGUUUAUACAUUUUACUUGGAGCUCAUCAGUGACCUUGUGCACUUGUCAUUAUACAUGCUGUUCUUCAUAGCUAUCUUCCUGAACUAUGGUGUCCCACUGCACUUAAUUCGUGAGCUAUAUGAGACCUUCCGCAACUUCAAAAUUCGCAUAGCAGAUUAUGUGCGCUACAGAAAGAUCACUUCCAACAUGAAUGAGCGCUUUCCAGAUGCUACAACAGAAGAGCUCAAUGCGAGCGAUGCUACAUGUAUCAUUUGCCGUGAGGAGAUGACUACAGCAAAGAAGCUGCUUUGUGGGCAUCUGUUCCAUGUGCAUUGUCUAAGGUCAUGGCUAGAGCGCCAACACACUUGCCCCACGUGCAGAGCUCCAAUCAUUCCCCCAGAUAAUGGACGUGCGGCAGCAGCACGACAACAUGGAGCUCAGCCUGGAGUUCAGCCUGCUGCAGGUACUGGUACUCCUGCCUCAGAAGGAGCAUCAGGUGAGAACAUGAGCAGGCGCCAAGCAAAACUUGAAGCAGCUGCUGCAGCUGCUUCUUUAUAUGGAAGAUCUUUUGCUUAUCCUCCAGCGAACAACCUAAAUAGGUCAGGUCCUCCCCAGUCUACAUCAAGUACACCACAAGCUGAAGCAAGUAGCUCCAAUCAGUCUCAGAAAGACCAAGAACUGCAGUUCCAAAACACCAGCAAUGGUUUAGCACCUCUGCCUUUUAAUGCACAUGGUGCGAUUGGUUCAGGAGCAAGCACCAGGGAUCUUGAAAAUUCACUGCAGAAGGCACAAGAAAACUUUAUAAAGAGCCAGAUAGAGAUGUUGCAAAUCCAAUUGCAAAUGGUUCAGCGUGGCGCUGCUGCAUUGGCAAAUAACAAUGAGAAUGCUGAGCACACAAAGAAUGACUGAAGCUGUAAAUAGGUGGAGAUGAGGAUGGGAUAAACAAAGACAAGAAUUGGCAAUACCUGAGGGGAAAAAGUUAGAUGAUGCCUUGCCUUGAUUUUGGUAGGCUUGUUCGUUUAAACUUCCCCGUUAGUUUCUUCUCUUUGUGUUGUGGUUUCCGUAGUCUGGAUCCAUCAAGCCCGUAUAAUACCUUUUGAUGAGAGGUUGUCGUGUUGUAACAAUGGCUAGUUUCAUAGUAAUUAUGAGAAUAAACAAAAUCCAUCGAAAAUAGAAAUGACUUUUUUUUGGCUUAUCUAUGCUAUAUCGGAAGAAAAGCUUGCUAUUGCA